AAAGGAGCUGUAAUCAUAUCAAUACUACUCCAUAGUUCCAAUGAGCAUUGCAAUGCGAUGCAAGCCAAAAAUGCAUUCUAUCUUACUGCAAGCCAAGCAUCCAAAUCAGUCCGAGAAUGGGCAGUGCAUGCGGGCCUCUCAGUCUCACCAAAGUCCACCGAAAACAUUCGGAACUCGUUAGUGAAGACUCAGAAGAUUAUGAACUUGGAACUUGGACGUACUAGGGUACUCAAUCUGGCAUAUGACAAUUGCGACUUCAAAUUCGGAGUUGGUCAGUCAACGGAUCUCAAUGAACGUACCUUUGAGAGUAUCACCACUGGCGUGUUCCUCAAUCCCCCUAGUCAAGUGCUCCCGGAGCAUCUUGAGUAUGCCGAAAUGAUCUGGGAACGUCACAACAAUAACCCG
Messenger RNA from Cantharellus anzutake, 405 nucleotides. RefSeq lists its product as uncharacterized. NCBI's taxonomy places the organism in Eukaryota, Fungi, Basidiomycota, Agaricomycetes, Cantharellales, Hydnaceae. The annotation marks the transcript as partial. The record is from RefSeq and is a predicted model, not a curated record. The transcript has a single exon.